This is a messenger RNA of Serpula lacrymans var. lacrymans S7.9, 2370 nucleotides long. RefSeq lists its product as uncharacterized. The record is from RefSeq and is a predicted model, not a curated record. The transcript has 6 exons. Lineage: Eukaryota; Fungi; Basidiomycota; Agaricomycetes; Boletales; Serpulaceae. The coding region runs from base 1 to 2370 and encodes 789 amino acids.
AUGGCUGCUUUGGCAGAGACCUGGUUUAUUCGGUUUUGUCACGUCUCCCCUCCAUUUUCCAAUCACCGUGACUUUUACAAAGUCAUUGAUCGCACACCACUCGGCGAUGUGGCCUGGGAAAGCUUCUUGGUCAAAUAUACAGGAGAGCGCCCUAAUACCAAUGUUCCACCGUGGAUGACCGAUGAUUUUGAGGUCUGGUUCAGGGACCCUCACAAGGUUGUCCGGAACAUGCUGUCAAAUCCCGAUUACAAUGGUGAGAUUGACCUCACACCUUUUCGAGAGUAUGAUGCAUCCACCAACAAGUGUCAGUGGGAGCACUUCAUGUCCGGAGAUUGGUCUUGGCAACAAGCGGUGAGAAUUCCCUCUUUUUCCAUGAGUUUAACUGAACAUAAACAGCACAAAAUCUCAAAUGAUCCAGAAAUGCAUGGAUCUACCUUCAUCCCUGUGAUUCUUGGUAGUGAUAAGACAAUGGUUUCAGUGGCAACGGGCAACAAUGAAUAUUACCCACUCUAUGUAUCAAUCGGUAACAUGCAUAACAACGUACGUCGAGCGCACCAUGACGCUGUUGCCGUGAUUGGCUUCCUUGCUAUUCUCAAAACUUCUCGAGAGUACGCCGGUGACGACAAUUUUCGAACAUUUCGGCGCAGGUUAUUUCACACUUCUUUAUCUACAAUCCUGCAAACUCUGAAGCCAGCUAUGACAAAACCUAAGACCAUACACUUUGGGGAUGGGCACUUCCGGCGUGUUAUAUAUGGACUGGGACCUUAUAUAGCUGACUAUGAAGAGCAAGUGGUACUUGCGUGUAUAGUACGUAAUUGGUGCCCAAAAUGCCUUGCACUUUGCACAGACCUCAACAAAGCCAGCUUGUACCGCUGCCGCGAGCAUACAGACAUGCUCACCAAAGAAUUGGACUCUGCAACAUUAUGGGAUGAAUACGGAAUUAUCGGCAACCUUGUCCCAUUUACCAACGACUUUCCUCGCGCCGAUAUUCACACACUCUUGUCACCCAAUCUGCUCCCUCAAAUCAUCAAAGGCACGUUCAAGGAUCACCUUGUUGACUGGGUCGAACAAUAUCUCAAGAUCACCCAUGGAGCCAAACGAGCUGCAGAGAUCAUGGGUGACAUAGACCGAAGAAUUGCCGCUGUUGCAUCAUUUUUGAAUAUAUGGCGAUUUCCUCAAGGCCGUGGUUUCAAACAGUGGACAGGGGACAAUUCCAAAGCACUGAUGGAGGUAUGUAUUUGUUUGGGGCAUCAUAUUACUCUGCUGAUAAUGUUUUACACCGCUAUUGAAGGUUAUGUUGCCCCCAACAUUGUCCGCACAUUUUGUGCAUUUUUGGAAUUCCGUUACCUCGUCUGUCGCAAUGUCAUUACAGAAGAUACACUGGACAAAAUACAGGGCGCCCUCAACCGCUUUCACCAUUAUCGCAAAAUUUUCGAAACAACAGGCGUUGUUUUUACCUUCUCGCUUCCCCGACAAUACUCCAUGACUCACUAUCAAUUUCUUAUCCGACUCUUUGGCACACCAAAUGGCCUGUGCUUGUCAAUCACUGAGGCCAAGCAUAUCAAAGCAGUCAAACAGCCAUGGCGCUGGUCAAGCAAGAAUGCCCCACUCAGGCAAAUGCUUUUGUCCAACCAGCGCCUGGAUAAGCUUGCAGCAUCCCGCAUGGAUUUCACAGAGCGAAGAAUGCUACACGGCACUUGCCUAUCAGAAGCAAAGCAUGCACGAACAGUACCAGCACUGGCAGAAGAAAUUGGUGUUCUCCACCUGCGGCAUCUUGUCCGAUGGUUCCUAUUUGUGCAGCUGUACCCCAACGAUCCCCGUAACCCUGAGGAUGUCCCUGCUGCUUUAUGUCCCCGCCAUGAAGGCAAAGUAUAUGUUUUCAAUUCGGCCGCAGCAACAUUCUAUGCUCCCAGCAACCCGAGCGGUAUUGGUGGCAUGCGACGUGAGCACAUCCGUGCCUGCCCUCUCUGGCGCUACACAUACAAACGCAAUGAUUGUGUGUUUAUCAGCACCAACCCGGACCUUGAAGGUAUGCAAGGGCUCUAUAUUGCUCGAGUCCUGUGUUUUUUUUCAUUCAAAUACCAGCAAGUUCAUUACCCCUGCGCUGUGAUCCACUGGUUUGACAAGAUCGGCAAUGCAGCAGACGAGGACACCGGGAUGUGGAUGGUAUGCCCAGGGCACUGCAAAGACGGCUUGCGCAAUCUCGCUGUCAUUCACGUCAACACCAUCUACCGUGCCGCCCAUCUAAUUCCUAUCUACGGCACUGACUGCAUUCCCGAUUCUCUCAAGUACUACCAUUCCUAUGAUGCUUUCCGUGCCUUCUAUGUCAACAAAUAUGCUGACCACCACGCAUUCGAGAUAGCUUUUUGA